GCCGCGCCGAUAAUCGGUGUCAAAUUAAAAGUCCUGUCAAAAAAAAAAAAAAAAAAAAAGAGAAAAAUCACAUUGUCGCGCAGUUCGGUAUUGACUGUACAACUCGGUACUUUUUUGCGCAGCUCGUAUAAUUUGUCCAGCCCAAAAACAAUGAAACACUAUGGAGUUUAUAGACGAAACGUUUAGGAUAUCAGGCUCUCUUUUGUAUUUUUAACUUGUUUACGUCGAGGCGCUCGAGUUGAAGCCGAGAGGAGACGAUCUCCAGAUCACCUGAGGCACGCCAGGUGAGCCGCACGCGGAUGGAUGGCUGGCUGGCUGGCUGGGGUCGGACGGACGCCGGCUGCUAUCUAGUCUAGUGUGUGUGUGUGUGUGUGUGUGUGUGUGUGUGUGUGUGUGGUGUGGGGGAUCAACGCUCUCGUCUCCUGUUACACCGCUGCGCUUCAUCCUCCUCCCUUGUCUCCCUCCUCCCGUGAGCGGAUGAAUGCCACAGCCUGUGGUUUUGCCGUCGCCGAAAGGACUCCAUGUCUUUCUUGGACUGUUCCUGCAUCUCCCACACUCAAGUCCAGCCCCUGAACACAGAGGAGCACUAUGAGGACAUCAGCCACCAGUUCCUGAGCUCCGACGGGUCUGAAUACACCCUGCAAGGGCCGGCAGGUGGCGAUGACAUCACGGGGCUGUCAGCUGAGCCGGCCCACUACCAGCUGCUGUCCGAGCUGGGGAGGGGCUUCAACAACCUGAGCCAGGUGAACAUGGCGCGCCACGUCCCGACUGGCCGACCGGUGGCCGUCAAACAAACCAACCUGGACGAGUGCACGGAGGAGGAGCUGCUGCAGCUCAUGAGCGAGGUCCUGCUGUCCAGGGUGUUCCGUCACCCCAACCUGCUGACCUCUCGCCUGGUUUUCAGCUCCUGCUGCCGGCUUUGGGUCCUCACGCCCCUCAUGGCCUACGGCUCUGCGGACACCUUACUCCGAACUUAUUUCCCAGAUGGAAUGAGUGAAUCCCUGAUAGCGUACCUGCUGUACGGCGCGCUGAAAGCAUUGGAAUAUCUGCACCGGAUGGGCUACGUUCACCGGGGGGUGAAGGCCAGUCAUAUCCUGCUGUCUGGCGAGGGGCGCGUCUACCUCUCUGGCCUCCACAGUGUUUACAGCAUGAUGCGCGAGGGGAAGAGGAUGAGGGCGGUGUUCGACAUGCCCCACCACAGCCCCGCCCUGUUGCCCUGGCUCAGCCCCGAACUACUGCGACAGGACCUGCAUGGCUACGGAGUGAAGUCGGAUAUCUACAGUCUAGGUAUCGUGGCCUGUGAGCUGGUGAGCGGCAGGGUGCCUUUCCAAGAAAUGGCCCCCACUCAGAUGCUGCUUCAGAAGCUGCGUGGCUCCCAUUGCUGCCUGCUGGACGUGGCUCCCUUCCCGCUAGGCGCGCUGGGGGGGCUGAAGGUGUCACGGUCCGGGGUGGACUCUGGCAUCGGGGAGAGCGUGGCCACCGGAAGCAUGACGCACAGCGCCACCGCUCCUCCUACCGACCGACCUCAGAGCCCAGCCCCUAAAAACCACUCGGUCACCCUGCACAACCUGGUCCAGCUGUGUCUGCAGCAGCAGCCUGAGCGCAGGCCGUCCGCAUCUACACUGUUGAGCCACGCCUUCUUCAAGCAGGUGAAGAGGCACACCAGAGGCACCUUCCUCAACCUCAUGUACCCAGCAGUGCCCCUCACCAGCCCAGAGGACCCUCCGGUAUCCAGCCCCCCGGCCCCGUCUUGCCACACUCCGGUGUUGGCCUCCGCCGAGGCCGCGUGGGACUUCUCUUAACCCCACGACCUCUGCCCCCAGAAUCUACAAAUCCUGACUAGCAAGCCAAACCCAAAGACAACAAAGCAAAGCAAUAAGGCCAAAUUCUACUGUGCUUUUAUUUUGUAUUAUUAGCCUUUUUUUUCUAAAGAAGUAGUUUCGUAGUUGUUGUUUUUUCUAAAUCCGUUUGUCUGAUGCAUAUAUACAGAGUCGUGGGAUGGGGACGAGACUGUGAAAGUGCUCGAUCAAAGAUGCUGCUCUGGAUUAUAUAUGAACGAUCCAUGAUGGUGAUGACAAUGAUAACAAUGGACCGUCAAUACAAAAGAACAAUCCGUUGAUUCAUAAUCGCACACUUCAACUAUGAGUCAAAGGAAAAGUCCACCCCUGAAAUACCUUGUUAAUAUCAUCAAUUUGUGAGAAACGCAUGUUGUUCUUACAAUGCGCUCUUCAUAUUUCCACGGACGCUAUUGUACCUGUUCUCCUCAAAGUAUUCUGAAACAUGGAGGACCUCGUUAACUGAAUCUGAAUACAUCAGAAAGUUACAUCCUAACAAGCACUGACACAGAUAACCCCUGAGUGACUACGUGAGGGUGGUGUUUUUUCCUUUGACGGUGUUUUAAUGUGUUCAGACUAUGAAUAGUUAAUACUGAGGUACAUGAGACCAUAUUUACAACACGUGUGCAUAUAUAUAUAUAUAUAUAU
Molecule: messenger RNA, 2483 nt
Organism: Cyclopterus lumpus (lumpfish)
Lineage: Eukaryota; Metazoa; Chordata; Actinopteri; Perciformes; Cyclopteridae
Gene: stradb
Product: STE20 related adaptor beta
Exons: 12
Coding region: 522-1802 (426 amino acids)
Biological process (GO): protein phosphorylation
Molecular function (GO): ATP binding; protein serine/threonine kinase activator activity; protein kinase activity
Source: RefSeq, a predicted model, not a curated record